Messenger RNA from Etheostoma cragini (Arkansas darter), 2369 nucleotides. It is a transcript of the gene cacng1b, whose product is annotated as calcium channel, voltage-dependent, gamma subunit 1b. Gene Ontology annotation, biological process: calcium ion transmembrane transport; regulation of calcium ion transmembrane transport via high voltage-gated calcium channel. The transcript is spliced from 4 exons. Gene Ontology annotation, molecular function: calcium channel regulator activity; voltage-gated calcium channel activity. The record is from RefSeq and is a predicted model, not a curated record. Gene Ontology annotation, cellular component: L-type voltage-gated calcium channel complex; membrane. The coding region runs from base 399 to 1085 and encodes 228 amino acids. Lineage: Eukaryota; Metazoa; Chordata; Actinopteri; Perciformes; Percidae.
ACCAAAGGCAACUUGGGAGGGAGAGGAAGCGAGGAGAGAGGUAGAAAGUAGGGCACUGUUAUCUGGCCCCCUUUCAUUAACCACCAGGCACAAGGCAGAGAAAGAGUAAGAGAAAGAAAGAGCUGUGGACAGGAGAGCAGGGGUGUAUUGAAGCUGUAGACAAGACGGUGGAACAUUUGGAGUCUACACCGGAUGUCAAGCAACCAAAGACGAACAAGACAACCUUGUCUGUCCUACGCAGUCUUUACGAUCACACACGCUCACACACACACACUAACAUCUACACACACACACACAUACACGCUCACAUUUUACUUCAUCGUGUCAAACACACAUCAACAGGCGUGCAAAUACGACACGUGCACGCACACAACUUUGCACACACACCGAGCGGCAACAUGUUUGAGGAGCAGGCGACUAAGGUCAAGAUCACGUCCGUGGUGAUUGUGGUGGGCAUGUCGUCAAUGCUGGCAGCAGUGGUGACUGACCACUGGGCCGUGCUCAGCCCCCGGGUGGAGAAGCUCAACACUACUUGCGAGGCGGCCCACUUUGGUCUCUGGAGGCUCUGCAAGAAAAGUAUCUUCAUUGUGGAGGAGGACCCUCAGGGCAAAGGCUGCGGCCCCAUCAGUUUACCUGGAGCACAAAACUGUUCCUACUUCAAACACUUUACCUCGGGGGAAGAAGCUGAAGUUUUUGAAGUGAAGACCCAGAAAGAGUACAAUAUUUCAGCAGCAGCCAUCACCAUCUUCAGUCUGUUCCUCUUGAUCCUGGGCACCCUUUGUGUCGUCUUCUCUUUCGGGAAGGGACGAGACUACCUGCUCCGGCCUGCUGGGAUGUUCUUCGGCUUUGCAGGCCUUUGUAUCGUCAUUUCUGUCGAGGUGAUGCGCCAGUCUGUCAAGCGCAUGAUUGCCAGUGAUGAGACAAUCUGGAUUGAAUACUACUACUCCUGGUCCUUUACCUGCGCCUGUGCCGCCUUCACCCUGCUCAUCCUCAGUGGAGUAGCCCUGCUCCUCAUCUCCAUGCCCCACAUGCCACGUAACCCCUGGGAGACCUGCAUGGACGCCGAGCCUGACACCUUAGAUUAGCCACAGGUGAUGCAAUGUCGGAAAGCCUGGUUAAAAUGACAAACAAUACAAGUGGUUCUGCAUCAUUUUCACUUUAACUACAUAUCCUAUCCCACAUAUUUAUCAUAAUUGCAAGCAAUAUUCCAAAACAUCAAGUAUUUGUACCCACCUUCCAUGUCCAAUGAUUAUGAGUUUAUCUCACUACAAUAUAAAAAUUAACUCAGACAGCAAAAACAAUGAAGUUGACGUCAUCUUCACAUGGUAAAACAGUUAGAAGCGUGAAUUCCUUGCUUGUUGGUGUUAAGAGCUGAGGAAUGUUCAUCUGAGACUUGAGAGGCAUCUGCCUAGCAACACCUUUUUUUGAGCAAUCAUUUACUACACAAACAUUAUCUUUUUUUGUGUUGUGACAACAUACCUUAUAAAUGCAGUCUUAGAUUAAAAAUGUUGGAGUUUUUCACAAGCACCUGAACACACCCACACACCAAGUGGGCCGUGACAUACGAAUCCCACUAUGGCCACGCCAAGACCUGCCCUUCAAUAGCAUUUCCACACUACUUUUGGCCAGUCGUCCAUGCUUACAUGUACAGGUCCUAUCCCCUGACCAAUCCCCUAACCUUAACCAUCCAGGUGAAAUGCCUAACCCCAACCAAUCAAGCUGCUUUGCAGGGUGGGACUUGGCGUGGCCAUGGUGGGAUUUGUAAUUUUGCAAGUGGGCCCUGCUUGUAACUGCAUUGCCACGUGGUAUAAAAGUACCAUAAAUGGAAAACAAAACAUCAAAAUGUGCAUCAUAGAAUGCCUGUUUGAAGCAAGGUAUUUUAUUUUGUUAAUUCUUCCUGACUGAUUUUCAUUUACACUGCACUUAAAUUAACUGCAACCAGUGGAUGACUGGAUGUCAAGAAAGGAUCAAUCUAGAGAUGUAUAGUCUACUUUUGAAACAAUUUGUAGUAAAUAGGGUAAAUCAUGCAAACACACCUGAAUCACGCUUUAAGGUUUCACUAGACCUGGGUCAGAGACUUAUAAAUUGCCAAGUUUUACAAAACAAAGAAUGCCAUAGUGCUGGAAAAAUAUGUUUAAACAUAUACUUUAAAAUUACUUGCGGUCAUUAGUGGCUUACAUGACAACAUCUGAACAGUCAAACUGCAGUUACUGUAAUUCUGCUAUGUCGGUCACUCUAAUGAAAGUAAAAUGACUUUCAGAUGCUGUUUUAUGAAAAGAACUACAGUAGGACAACAAGCAGACUAGACCAGGCAAGAUUGGACUAAAAUUGUACCACACUUAACCAGAUAAAAAAGGGUGAACCAUUGC